UUGUUUUUCACUAUAGUUUCAAUAAUAAUAAUUUAUUGAGACAUUUAUUUAAAUAUUUCGAAAUUUAAUUUCAUAUUUACUUUCAGUAAUGACUACAACAUUGAGUUUAAACUCAAAUAAUUUUGAGCUUCGGUCACACAAUGGCAAAAACGGGAAAGACAUGCAUCCGAUCGCAGAACCUCCUAAAGAACCUCGGGAUCAAUGGGGCGGACAAAUAGAGUUUCUGUUGGCCUGUUUGGGAAAUGCUGUCGGACUCGGAAAUUGUUGGCGUUUUCCAUAUUUGUGUUAUAAAAACGGCGGCGGUGCAUUUCUCAUCCCAUAUAUUAUUUGCUCUUUUGUAAUUGGAUUACCGCUAUUUCUAAUCGAGUUAAGUCUUGGUCAAUAUUCAUCAAUGGGCCCAGCUCACCUAUAUGCUAAUCUAUCACCAUUAUUUAAAGGACUGGGAUUGACAUCAAUUAUUAGCUCAAUGAUUGUGGCCGUGUAUUACAAUAUGAUAAUCGCUUGGACUCUCUUUUACUUCGUUGCCUCACUCUUAGGCCAGGAUUGGCAACAUUGCGGACAACAUUUCAAUUCAUUAAAUUGCACAACAAUUAAUGAUAAAAUGAAUUUUACUAAUUAUUCAAUUUCGUCGACUGAAGAGUACUUUAAUAACUAUGUUUUGGCAAAAUCUGAUGGAUUAGAGAUUAUGAAUUCAAUGAAUUGGCGAUUAGUGGGAGCGCUGUUCGCUUCUUGGGUUAUAGUUGUCGCCGCACUUAUUAAAGGAAUUCAAUCUUCAGGUAAAGUGGUAUAUUUUACGGCAACGUUUCCGUAUGUUAUUCUCGUAAUUCUGUUUAUCAGAGGAAUAACACUCGACGGAGCAAUCGAUGGUUUGCGAUAUUAUGUGACCCCAGAGUGGAGUCGUGUUAAAGACCCGACAGUUUGGAGGGACGCAGCCGUUCAGGUCUUCUAUAGUUUUGGAAUCGGCGGCGGAGGAAUGAUUACUUACGCUUCUUAUAAUAAAUUCACGGAUCCAGUCUUUGUGAUCAAAACUAAGGUCAGACAUUCAUUAUUGGUGGGAAUCGGAGACUUCUUGACAUCAAUUUUUUGCGGAUCUGUUGUGUUUGCAAUGAUUGGAUAUAUGGCUCAUGCCUUAAAUAAACCCAUUGAUGAUAUAGUGCAAAGUGGAACCGUAAUUCCUGAAGGACUAUCACAAAUGCCAUUAUCAAUAGUUUGGUCAAUGAUGUUCUUCGCCAUGUUAUUCCUAUUGGGCAUUGACUCCCAGUUCGCAAUGGUUGAGACUGUUAUCACUUAUAUCUUUGAUCUAUUGCGAAACUCCAAAUAUAAGCUCAAUAAACCGGCAGUCGUGACAAUCGCCGGCUUUAUAUGGUUUUUAUGCGGUUUACCUCUUUGUACAAACGCUGGCGUUUAUAUAUUGAAUUUGAUGGACACAUAUGCGGCCGGCAUUCCCUGCCUUAUUGUCGGCCUCUUUGAGAUCUUUAUCGUCGCUUACAUUUAUGGAAUUUCAAACUUCUUUCAGGACCUAAAAUUAAUGACAGGUUGGAUGCCAUCGGAUAUAAUGCGCUCACAUAUAAUAGUGAUGAUCACCACUUGCUCUCCGAUUGCAAUCGCUAUCAUUCUCUAUAAAGACAUAUUCGGACUUUUAUACAGUGAAGAAGUGAUAACUUAUGGUAAAUAUGUUUACCCGUCUUGGGCUCAAUGGAUCGGUUGGUCUCUGGCCUUAAUAUCGGUGGCCGCUAUACCAUUGGGCGCAAUAUCACACUUGUUUUAUGUCUUCACAUCUCGUAAUGUUAUGAAAAAACUAAAGGCAAGUCUUAAACCAACAAAACUAUGGAAACAAAACGCAGACAAAUAUUUGUUCAAAAGUUCUCACCCUAUUGUCCACACGAAGCCAUCAUUGAAUAACUUUUACAUAAAUGGUAUUCCGUCUGAACUGAACAUUGGACCCGAAAAUGGUGUCAUUAAUCCGGCCUUUAUAUCAAUG
Medioppia subpectinata is the source of this 1981-nucleotide messenger RNA. NCBI's taxonomy places the organism in Eukaryota, Metazoa, Arthropoda, Arachnida, Sarcoptiformes, Oppiidae. The record is from the annotation of a GenBank genome assembly.